This is a messenger RNA of Papaver somniferum (opium poppy), 888 nucleotides long. Its product is annotated as F-box/LRR-repeat protein 12-like. The transcript has a single exon. The coding region runs from base 1 to 888 and encodes 295 amino acids. Gene Ontology annotation, cellular component: SCF ubiquitin ligase complex. Gene Ontology annotation, biological process: SCF-dependent proteasomal ubiquitin-dependent protein catabolic process. The record is from RefSeq and is a predicted model, not a curated record. NCBI's taxonomy places the organism in Eukaryota, Viridiplantae, Streptophyta, Magnoliopsida, Ranunculales, Papaveraceae.
AUGGGGGUGGGCAGGCUUCUGAUCAAAGAAAAAAGAACUAGGAAAACAGGAUUGGGUAAGCGUAAGCUCCGGCUGAUUGAUGAUGAUGCGAACCAAAAAACCUGUAAAAGAUUGUCAAUUACAGAUCUCCCAGAUGACUGUCUAAGCCAUGUAUAUAAGAGACUAAAAUUGGGUACUGACAUUAGUUCCUUUGGUUUGGUUUUCCGUCAUUGGCUUCGUAUUCAGAACACUAAUCAUGAAUCCUUAUGGGAUCUAGCUAAUUUUAAAUGUAGCUUACGUAAAUCCCCAAAUAUUGGUCAGGAAAGCUUUUCUAUAAUUCUUUGCAAGUUGUUGAUUCGAUUCCGACACCUCAAAAGUUUGUCUCUAAGCCGUCUCCCUGAGGUAACAGAAUAUGUUAUAUCACAUUUACAAUUGUUUGGAAUAGAAGUUAUGUUUGAUAUUUCUAAUUAUUCACAUAAGAAGUUAUGUUUGAUAUUUUCUUCUUUGCCUCAUUUGACAUUUGUACGUUUGAGCGGUACUCUAAUUACUGAUAAAGGUUUAGAAGUCCUAUCAAAAUGUUGUGUAUCCUUGGGGAACGUCGACUUCACAGACUGUCAAAGGAUUACUGAUUCAGGAAUAAGUUUUCUAAUACAAAACUGCUCAAAACUCCAUUCAACUGUAGUUUCAGAUUGCAGCAGUAUUACUGGUAUUGGUUUUCUUGGUUGUCCAAAGACCUUGACAAAGGUUUGGGCACUACGCGUGCCUAAACUUACAACAGAGGGGAUUAAAGCCAUUCUGAGUGGAGGUGGGAUUCAAACUCUAGGUCUAUUAGGAAAUGCAAUUAUUGUUGGCGCAAUGCGGAAAUGUGAUGGGUUUAUGGAAAUGAAGUUAGGAAGAGAGUUUGGUUAA